This is a messenger RNA of Saccharomyces cerevisiae S288C, 1137 nucleotides long. RefSeq names its product Slg1p (gene SLG1). The record is from RefSeq and is marked reviewed. Lineage: Eukaryota; Fungi; Ascomycota; Saccharomycetes; Saccharomycetales; Saccharomycetaceae. Bases 1 to 1137 code for a protein of 378 amino acids. Gene Ontology annotation, cellular component: plasma membrane. The transcript has a single exon.
AUGAGACCGAACAAAACAAGUCUGCUUCUGGCGUUAUUAUCCAUUUUAUCGCAAGCGAACGCCUAUGAAUACGUGAAUUGUUUUAGCUCACUACCCUCUGACUUUUCAAAGGCCGAUUCAUAUAACUGGCAGUCGAGUUCACACUGUAACAGUGAGUGUAGCGCAAAAGGUGCAAGCUACUUUGCCCUUUAUAAUCAUUCAGAAUGUUAUUGUGGUGAUACUAAUCCAUCUGGUUCGGAAUCUACUUCCUCUUCAUGUAAUACGUAUUGCUUUGGUUACAGCAGUGAGAUGUGUGGUGGUGAAGAUGCCUAUUCUGUGUACCAACUUGACUCUGACACAAAUAGCAAUAGCAUAAGCAGCUCAGAUUCAAGUACGGAGUCUACUUCUGCGUCGUCUUCCACAACUUCUUCAACAACGUCCUCCACAACAUCAACUACAUCAUCGACUACAUCAUCAACUACAUCAUCAAUGGCGUCUUCCUCUACAGUACAGAAUUCCCCCGAGUCAACUCAAGCAGCUGCCUCUAUUUCAACGUCACAGAGUUCGAGCACUGUAACGUCAGAAAGCUCGCUAACUUCGGAUACUUUGGCAACGAGCAGUACUAGCUCUCAAUCACAGGACGCCACUUCGAUAAUCUAUUCCACUACUUUUCACACUGAGGGCGGUUCCACAAUUUUUGUCACGAACACCAUCACGGCAAGUGCACAGAAUUCAGGAUCGGCCACAGGUACAGCUGGAUCUGACUCUACGAGUGGAAGUAAAACUCAUAAAAAGAAAGCCAAUGUAGGGGCAAUUGUAGGCGGCGUUGUAGGUGGUGUAGUGGGAGCCGUAGCCAUUGCUCUUUGUAUCUUGUUGAUUGUCAGACACAUUAAUAUGAAGCGGGAACAAGACAGGAUGGAAAAGGAAUACCAAGAGGCGAUAAAACCAGUUGAGUACCCUGAUAAACUAUACGCCUCUUCAUUUUCAUCUAAUCACGGGCCCUCUUCAGGUAGCUUCGAGGAGGAGCACACCAAAGGGCAAACUGAUAUUAACCCUUUCGACGACUCAAGGAGAAUAAGUAACGGAACAUUCAUAAAUGGCGGACCAGGAGGGAAAAACAACGUUUUAACAGUGGUCAAUCCAGACGAAGCUGAUUGA